This is a messenger RNA of Malaya genurostris, 1380 nucleotides long. Its product is annotated as fatty acyl-CoA reductase wat-like. Gene Ontology annotation, cellular component: peroxisome. The record is from RefSeq and is a predicted model, not a curated record. Bases 1 to 1380 code for a protein of 459 amino acids. The transcript is spliced from 4 exons. Gene Ontology annotation, molecular function: alcohol-forming very long-chain fatty acyl-CoA reductase (NADP+) activity. Gene Ontology annotation, biological process: long-chain fatty-acyl-CoA metabolic process. Lineage: Eukaryota; Metazoa; Arthropoda; Insecta; Diptera; Culicidae.
AUGUCGAUCAAUUCGGAAUGUUCGGUGCUAAACUUCUAUCGUGGCUCAACAGUGCUACUGGCGGGUGGAACAGGGUUCAUGGGAAAGGUCCUUUUGGAGAAGGUCCUACGAUGUUUGGAAGUGAAAAAGCUAUACUUGUUGAUUCGUCGGAAACGAGGCGUAUGUGGGAAAGACCGCCUUCAGCAAAUACUCCGGAAUCGACUGUUUGAUCAAGUGCGAACCGCGGAAUUGAUAGCUAAAAUUGAACCAGUCGAAGUGGACUAUGACAAGGAAGAUUUUGGGUUGUCUCCGGAAAUCACAACCCGAAUAAAAACGGAAAUUAAAAUUGUGUUCUAUUGCAUAGCGACGGUUAAGUUCAAUGUUCCUAUCGCAGAGGCUCUGCGAACGAAUGUUGGCAUUGGCAGAAACAUGAUGAAUUGGUGUAAAACUGCACAGAAUUUGGAAGCAUUUGUGUUCACGUCAACAUUUUACAGCAACUCCAAUAGAAGACUUGUGGAAGAAAAAGUGUAUGAUGAUAUUUCGGAAGAUAUCUACGAAAACUGCAUUAAAUUACUGAACUGUCAUCUGAGCGUAGGCGAAGAGAAUAAAAUGACGAAGGAGGUACUGAAAUGUUAUGAAAAUACAUAUUUUUUUAGUAAAAAGUGUGCCGAGAUUAUGAUCCAAAGGGAGUUUUCGGGAAAAGUGCCAAUAGGAAUCUAUAGACCACCAAUUGUUUUGCCAACGUGUCGUGAGCCGGUGGUCGGUUGGACAGACAACUAUCACGGAAUAACUCCCUACGUAAUAGCUAACCUUGGUGGAGUCAACAAGAUAUCUCUGAUGAGACCGGAGUUAGAAGGCGAUUUCGCACCGGUGGAUUAUUGCGUUAAUGCUAUGAUGGUUUGUGCCUACGAUAUCGCACUUAGGAAGCAAGUUUCCGGCAGCCAGAUUAUUCCGGUGUUCAACCAUUGCGGCACGGUCAAUAGAUGCCGGUAUGGAGAUAUACUGCGUUUUAUUGCGGACUCAAGGCAGUGGUGGUUCGAGAGAUGGAUUUGGAAAUACUGUUGGAUUACCACUAGCAAUAGAUUUGUUUUGAACGCGACAUAUAUUCUGCUUUAUGCUAUUGCGGCCCUACGAGACUUCAUUGUAGGCAGUUUUGGUAAUGCAGACAAAAUCAAUCGUUAUCACUAUCGUCGAGCAGUAAAACAAGUAAUUGCAGUAAAUCAGACGGCCGGUUUUAUUUUACUUCGAAAGUGGAGAAGUGAAUCUAAUAAUAUGCGGCAACUGGAGCGUCUUCUCAGCCAUGCGGAAGAAAAAAUAAUGGGCUUUGAUCUCUCAGAUAUUCAAUGGGCAGAAUAUGUGAAGAACUCCGUAGGCGGUGUAGUUCAAUUCCUGAAGCGUUGA